Molecule: messenger RNA, 1182 nt
Organism: Phacochoerus africanus (Common warthog)
Lineage: Eukaryota; Metazoa; Chordata; Mammalia; Artiodactyla; Suidae
Product: SLA class II histocompatibility antigen, DQ haplotype D alpha chain
Exons: 5
Coding region: 76-843 (255 amino acids)
Biological process (GO): peptide antigen assembly with MHC class II protein complex; immunoglobulin production involved in immunoglobulin-mediated immune response; positive regulation of T cell activation
Cellular component (GO): MHC class II protein complex; membrane
Molecular function (GO): MHC class II protein complex binding
Source: RefSeq, a predicted model, not a curated record
GUUCUUUCUCAGCUCCAUCCUCAUCAUUGCUCUACAACUCCAAAGAGCAACAGCUGAGACCACCUUGAGAAGAGCAUGGUCCCAGGCCGAGUUCUGAUGUGGGGGGCCCUAGCCCUGACCACCGUGAUGAGCGCCUGUGGAGGUGAAGACAUUGCAGCCGACCAUGUUGCCUCCUAUGGCUUAAAUGUCUACCAGUCUUACGGUCCCAGCGGCUAUUAUACCCAUGAAUUUGAUGGCGACGAGCAAUUCUACGUGGACCUGGAUAAGAAGGAGACUGUCUGGCAGCUGCCUCUCUUUAGUAAAUUUACAAGUUUUGACCCGCAGGGUGCACUGAGGAACAUAGCUACGGCAAAAUAUAAUUUGAACAUCCUGAUUAAACGUUCCAACAACACCGCGGCUGUCAAUCAGGUUCCUGAGGUGACUGUGUUUCCCAAGUCUCCAGUGAUGCUGGGUCAGCCCAACACCCUCAUCUGUCAUGUGGACAGCAUCUUUCCUCCUGUGAUCAACAUCACGUGGUUGAAGAACGGGCACUCUGUCACAGAAGGUUUUUCUGAGACCAGCUUCCUCUCCAAAAAUGAUCAUUCCUUCCUCAAGAUCAGUUAUCUCACCUUCCUCCCUUCUGAUGAUGAUUUUUAUGACUGCAAAGUGGAGCACUGGGGCCUGGAUAAGCCACUUCUGAAACACUGGGAACCUGAGAUUCCAGCCCCCAUGUCAGAGCUGACAGAGACAGUGGUCUGCGCCCUGGGAUUGAUCGUGGGCCUUGUGGGCAUCGUGGUGGGCACUGUCUUCAUCAUUCAAGGCCUGCGCUCAGGUGGUCCCUCUAGACACCAAGGGUCCUUGUGAGUCACACUCCAGAAGGGAAGGUGCACUGCCCGCCUACAAGAGCUGAAGAGUGGAUGUGCUCAACGACCUAGAACUAUUUUCUGGCCAAAUUCAUCAUAUACCUUCUCUCUUCCUACAUUCUUCUUCUCACCUCUUCUCUGGAACUUAAGGUGCUGUGUCAUCUCAGAAUUCAUAUGCCCUUGGAAUCCUCUUCCUGACCUUCUAGGUCUUUUUCUUUUCUCAGUUGUUACCUGUUAUGGGAUCUCUGAGAUAUCCCACUCGGCUACCUGAUCCCUCAGUGACCCUAAACUAAUAUGUACAUGGAAACAAUAAAUCACUUCAUGAGGUUUUUGUACUGAA